Messenger RNA from Salvelinus sp. IW2-2015, 816 nucleotides. The record is from RefSeq and is a predicted model, not a curated record. Lineage: Eukaryota; Metazoa; Chordata; Actinopteri; Salmoniformes; Salmonidae.
UUAGCCCGCUCAUCAGGUUUCAGAAACUUCCCAGUCGUGGAGCAAAUCCUCAAKGAACAAGAGGCCAAUGGUCUUUGGCUAGAAGGUGAUCCUACUGUGGAAGAUGAAGGUCCACCGUCACUGGUACCAGAGGAAGAACAGCCAUUGCAGCCUUUUGGUCAGAUGACAGACAAGGGAGUGGAGACAUGUUCAGCACCACUGGUCAUUAAACAGGAGGAAACGGAUGAUGAUGUCAUGGAGUCUCAAGGUUACAGUGUGUGGAUGCCAGAGACUCACAAGACCAACCAGAAUAUCACAGGAGAAAGUGAUGAGUACGAGAGAAGUCAAGCCUCUAGGGGAUCCAAAGAACUUGGACUCGACGACUUUAAGAAAGAACAGAGUCUGUUGCUGGUGUCAAUUGAGGAUGCUGCAGCUCCCACAAAGAAGAAGAAAUAUAACAUAAGAUACACCUGUAAAAUAUGUGGAAAGACUGGGACCAAGAAAGGCAGAAUGACAAGUCACUUGAUAACACACGAAGGGCCUUCUAGUUGUGAUAUUUGUGAUGAGAAAUUCAAGCAUCAGAAUGGCUUGAAUAAGCACAAGCUACUCAAACACAGUGUGAAACCCUACAGUUGCUUUGUGUGCGGAAAGAUGUUUUUAUAUUCUAAAAUACGUGACUACCAUGAGCGCAUACACGUUGGAGAAGACUACUGGUGCGUGCGCGUACUGUUGGCCAAGACGUUCAAGGAGCGCCACGGAUCGCGACAUCGGCCACGAGUGCAUUGUUUGCAAGGGAGACCGGCCCUACCUUGCUCCGAGUGCAACAAGGACUUCUGA